GGUGCCCUGGAGAAGUCAGUUGGUGGUUCCAGGCACCGAGGAUCUGAAGGACCAUUCACCUGGGAUUGCAGGAAUGUGCUCCCUCCCCAUGGCAAGAUACUACAUAAUUAAGGAUGCCGACCAGAAGGCUCUGUACAUAAGAGGCGACCAGCUCCUGGUGGGAGACCCUGAUGCGGACAACUGCUGUGCAGAGAAGAUCUGCAUACUUCCCAACAGAGGCCUGGACCGCACCCAACUUCCCAUCUUCCUGGGGAUCCAGGGAGGCAGGCGCUGCCUGGCCUGUGUGGAGACAGGGGAGGGGCCUGCCCUGAAGCUGGAGGAUGUGAGCAUCGAGGACCUGUACAAGGCCGGCGAGCAGGCCACACACUUCACCUUCUUCCAGAGAAGCCUGGGCUCCGCCUUCAGGCUCGAGGCUGCAGCCUGGCCGGGCUGGUUUCUCUGUGGCCCAGCUGAGCCCCAGCAGCCGGUUCGACUGGCCGAGGAGACUGAACCCUCCGCCCGCACUGAGUUCUACUUUGAACAGAGUCGGUAGGAAGGCAGCAGGCAGAGGUCCAGCCUGGGGCCCCCAAAGCAGGCCCAUCUGCUCGGGGCCAGUGGUAGGCAGAGCGAUGCUCUUCAGCGAUGUCACCUCCUGACCCCCAGCACCUGGGAAUAUGUUACCUUACAAGGCAAAGGGACUGGGAGUAAGUUAAAGGUCUUGAGAUAGGGAGACCAUCCUGGAUUAUGGGGCGGGGGGGUGGAUGGGCAAUGUCUCACGGGGUCCUCAUAAGAGGGAGGCAGGAGGGCAAGAGUCAGAGAGAGAUGGGAAGAGGCGGUGCUGCUAACUUUAAAGAUGGAAAGGGGCUGUGGCAGGCAUGCACGUGGUCCAGAAGCUGGACGAGGCAAGGGAACGAUUCUCCCCUAAAACCUCCAGAAGGAGACAGCCCUGCGACUACCUGAUUUUAAUCCCAUGAUGCCAUUUCCCGCACCUGCCAUCCAGAGCUGCGAAAUAUUAAAUGUGUGCUGUUUUCA
Messenger RNA from Myotis myotis, 1011 nucleotides. It is a transcript of the gene IL38, whose product is annotated as interleukin 1 family member 10. The transcript has 5 exons. The record is from RefSeq and is a predicted model, not a curated record. Bases 74 to 532 code for a protein of 152 amino acids. Lineage: Eukaryota; Metazoa; Chordata; Mammalia; Chiroptera; Vespertilionidae. Gene Ontology annotation, biological process: inflammatory response to antigenic stimulus; cellular response to lipopolysaccharide; positive regulation of gene expression. Gene Ontology annotation, molecular function: cytokine activity; interleukin-1 receptor binding.